CAUACAUAAUUGAUAUUAUUUUUAUUAUUAUAAGCUUUUUGAGCUGUCUAUAUAACACAUUACAAGCUUAGAAACCAAUACUCUUAUUCAUCAACAUCAAUAUUAUUUUCUCUCUUUUCUUUCUUUCUAUUACUAUUUCUUUCAAACACAAAAAAUAUGGCAGCCAUGGCAGCAGCUCUCCUAGUUCUCUUGAUGGCCGCUCCGGCUGCCUAUGCAGCAAAUUACGUUGUUGGUGGCAGCUCCGGCUGGACCAACGGCGGUGACUAUGUUACUUGGGCUGCUGAUAAGACAUUUUCAGUGGGUGACACUCUUGUGUUCAACUACGACACAAGCCACAAAGUUGAUGAAGUUGACGCAAGUGAUUAUGCUUCAUGUGGUACCUCAAAUGUACUAAAAUCCCAUGGUGGAACAACUGUUACCAUUACUCUUGACAAAGCUGGUUCAAGGUACUUCAUUUGCCCUACUGCUGGCCACUGUGGUAAUGGCAUGAAGCUUCAAGUUGAUGUAAAGGCUUCUGGCACUCCAUCCACUCCUUCCACUCCAUCCACUCCAUCCACUCCUUCCACUCCAUCCACUCCUUCCACUCCCUCCACCCCCGGUGGCUCGCCUGCCACCCCUGACACUCCCCCCACCACCGAGAAAUCGCCACCUAGCGCAGCUACCGGCUUAGUCGGUAACAUGAAGGUCAUUGGGGGUUCACUUGUUUUGGCAGCUUUGUUGCUUGCUCAUUGAGUGAUUUUGAGCUAGGGGAGAGGCAGUGCGAUAUGAUUUGUAAUAUUUAGGCCCAUUUAUUAUAUUUGUAAUUUAAUGUUGUUUGUUGUUAUUGUUGGUUUUUUGGUGAAGUUGUGUGAUUUUCACCAUGAUUCUAUGUCUAUAUCAUUUCAUUAUAAUCAAAUAAAAAAAUUAUCUUCUUUAA
Molecule: messenger RNA, 916 nt
Organism: Cannabis sativa
Lineage: Eukaryota; Viridiplantae; Streptophyta; Magnoliopsida; Rosales; Cannabaceae
Product: uclacyanin-3
Exons: 2
Coding region: 157-732 (191 amino acids)
Cellular component (GO): plasma membrane
Molecular function (GO): electron transfer activity
Source: RefSeq, a predicted model, not a curated record